GAUCCCGUGACACCUCGGGCUUCUGUCACAUGAUGGGCCCUGGCCCACUGUGCCCCUCCCACUCCAAUAAAGGCUCUGCCGCAGCUGAGAGAGCCUGAGUCACUCCACAGGAAGCCAGAAGCUGCAGGAGAAGGACCCCGGCCUGUAGUCCUCACUAAGGUGGCCUCCAACUCAGGAUUCUCCUGCCUCAGCCUUUGGAGUAGCUGGAAUUACAGGUGUGGGCAGGAUGGACGCCAACUUCUCCAUCCCUCUGAAUGGAUCUGAAGAGUCUCUCUAUGAGUCCGCUGGCUAUGCGGCCCUGCGGAUACUCCCACUGGUGGUGCUGGCAGUCACCUUUGUCCUUGGGGUGCUGGGCAAUGGGCUGGUGAUCUGGGUGGCUGGCUUCCGCAUGACGCACACGGUGACCACCAUCUGUUACCUGAACCUGGCCGUGGCUGACUUCUCCUUCACGGCCACCCUCCCCUUCCUCAUUGUCUCCAUGGCCAUGAGGGAACAAUGGCCUUUUGGCUGGUUCCUCUGUAAGUUGGUUCACAUUGUGGUGGACAUCAACCUGUUCGGAAGUGUCUUCCUGAUCGCCCUCAUCGCUCUGGACCGCUGCAUCUGCGUCCUGCAUCCGGUCUGGGCCCAGAACCACCGCACCGUAGGUCUGGCCAAGAAGGUGAUCCUGGGGCCCUGGAUUCUUGCCCUGGUCCUCACGUUGCCGGUUUUCAUCUUCUUGACCACGGUCAGGGAUCCGGCUGGGAACGUGUACUGCACCUUCAACUUUGGGUCCUGGGGUGACACCAUUGAGGAGAAGCUGAGGGUGGCCAUCACCAUGCUGACCGUUAGAGGGAUCAUCCGCUUCGUCGUCGGCUUCAGCAUGCCCAUGUCCAUCGUCGCCGUCUGCUACGGCCUCAUCGCUGCCAAGCUCCACAGGAAGGGCAUGAUCCACUCCAGCCGCCCGCUGCGGGUCCUUACUGCUGUGGUGGCCUCCUUCUUCAUCUGCUGGUUCCCCUUCCAGCUGGUGGCCCUUCUCGGCACGGUCUGGCUCAAAGAGAUGUUGCUCGCUGGUAAGUACAAAAUCCUCGACGUCCUGGUCAACCCCACAAGCUCGCUGGCCUUCUUCAACAGCUGCCUCAACCCCAUGCUCUACGUCUUCAUGGGCCAGGACUUCCGGGACAGGCUGGUCCACUCCCUGCCGGCCAGUCUGGAGAGGGCCCUGAGCGAGGACACGGCCCAGUCCAGCAGCACAGCCACCAACUCUUCCUCGCUUCCUGCAGAGGUCGAGUUACAGGCAAAGUGAGGAGGGACCCGGGACAUGGGGAGCUCUGCCUGGUCCCACCCGGUUCCCAGCUCCCGAUUCCUCUUCCCUCGAGCCAUGCUCUUAUUUACCCUGAAAAAGUCGUUCUGUGUCCCCUGAUUUGAGGGGAAAGAAACAGACUGUGGGACUACUCUUGGUGCCAUUUUUGGUAUUUGACCUCAGCUUGUACCUUGGACUAGGUGGAGGUGGAAGAAGAGUCCAAGAGAGAAGAGUGACAUGAAUUUAUAAGACUCAGAUAAAAGAGUAUAUGUGACGGGUAAAACUAUAUCACUUCAUCAUGAAAUGAAAGGUUCACUGUAGGCUUUUUGUAUCUAUUUUUAAAAUAUCAGACUAGAUUAGUUUCCUCCUAUUCCUUGUUUGCUAAAAAUUCCCCUUUUAAAAAAACCACGAGUGGUUGGAUUUUAGCAAAUGCAUUUUCUACUUAUAUAAAGAUCACAUCUUUUUCAUCCGUUUAUCAUAAAUGGGAUUGACUCAGUGUCCCAUCACCCUUGUCCUCCUGGAAGACAGCACACUCACCCUGCCGUAUUUAUGUAUUUAUGAUCUGUCUCACUUGAUUGCUUUGGAAUCUGUGCCUAUGCAAGGACGGCUCUCUUAUUUUACUUUUCUCUGUUGUCCUUGUUACAUUCUACAUCACACUUAGAAUGGUCUCCUAAAAGGAGUUGGGAAGUAAGUUCUCUGAUUCUAUUUUCUGGUGUUACAUCCUUCUUAAAUGUUUGGAGAAACUCACUAGUGAAGCCAAUGAAUCUUGGAUUUUUUUCCUGGGAAGAUUUUUAAUAACAGGUUCAAUUUCUUUAAUAGUAAUGAUUCAAUUUUCCCUUCCUUCUCUUUCAGUUUUGGUAAACUGUAAUUUUCAAGGAUGUAGUUGUUUUCUCAAAACUGUCAAAUAGCCUGAAAAAACAAAAUUGUAUACAGAACUUGAUAUGGUUUCUUUUAAGCAAUGAGAAUGUAAUAUCCGAAGGCAGAGAUUCCGCUCUGUGUCUCUCACUGAUGGAUCCUUAUCCCCCAUGUAUAAAAUAAUGACUGUUAUGUUGAUUGAAUGAAUGAAUAAAUACUUAGUGAAUUAAUGGAUUAAUAAACAAUAGU
Sciurus carolinensis (gray squirrel) is the source of this 2383-nucleotide messenger RNA. It is a transcript of the gene Fpr2, whose product is annotated as formyl peptide receptor 2. Gene Ontology annotation, biological process: positive regulation of cytosolic calcium ion concentration; inflammatory response; complement receptor mediated signaling pathway. Bases 227 to 1282 code for a protein of 351 amino acids. The transcript has 3 exons. NCBI's taxonomy places the organism in Eukaryota, Metazoa, Chordata, Mammalia, Rodentia, Sciuridae. The record is from RefSeq and is a predicted model, not a curated record. Gene Ontology annotation, cellular component: plasma membrane. Gene Ontology annotation, molecular function: complement receptor activity; N-formyl peptide receptor activity.